This is a messenger RNA of Haliotis rubra (blacklip abalone), 3301 nucleotides long. RefSeq names its product opioid growth factor receptor-like protein 1. Bases 573 to 1379 code for a protein of 268 amino acids. NCBI's taxonomy places the organism in Eukaryota, Metazoa, Mollusca, Gastropoda, Lepetellida, Haliotidae. Gene Ontology annotation, molecular function: opioid growth factor receptor activity. The transcript has 9 exons. Gene Ontology annotation, cellular component: membrane. The record is from RefSeq and is a predicted model, not a curated record.
UGUUUUCAUCUUUGUGAAGUUGUUCCUGAUAGGCUUAAUUAAUGCCUCUAUCUGGGAUACACAGGUAAAAACGAAAGUAGGAAACGGAAGUGCUCGAAAAACUGGUUUCUCACGGUCCAGUUAUUGGAGUAUGUCGUCGGAGUCAGGCGACACCCAAGAGAGUGUGGAUAAGCCCGAGUCUCCGACUAAUGUCAACACAGACGCGGAGCCCAUGGUUGUAGAUGUUACAACGAAUGGGAACGAGGCAAAAAAGGUAGCAGACGACGAAUUGGAACCCGAAGGUGUUAAAGUCUCAGCAGCAGAAUAAAGAUAAGAAAGAACAGAAAGUUGAAACAUUUGACGAGACCGGUGACGACACGCAGAAAUUUGACGAAGAAGAACUUGCUGACACACAGGAAUUGACAGAACCUGACGACAGUCAAAAUACAGCAGAAGAGACAACUCGCUCACGGAAAUGUGAUGACAAAGAAGAUAUUGAACAAUCUGAAGAUGAUGUUAAUUUAGAUCGAUAUUAUCCACUCUCUGACAGUGAUAGUGGAAGUGGGAGAGAACUUGAAGCAUUGAGAGAAGGCAUGGGUAACAGUAAAACCAAGGACAAAUCGAAACCUGGAAAGAGAGGUGGAACUACCUCCUACCAAAAUUCAUCGAGCGACGAGUAUGAGGAUGCUUGGCCAAAACCCUGGAGAUCUAAAGCAGAAAGGUCCAAGAAUGCACGGAAAUAUCCGUUAAUGAGGCGAUGGAGUCAGAAAGACACGGAGGAUUACAGAAAAGGUUAUCCGGGAAAGAAGGACUGUUCUGGAACUCUAAACCUCGACUUUUAUACAAACAGCAUCUCAUCUCGUCCCAAUGGUGACAAAAUUGAUGUCAUACACAAGAAAUGGUUUGGAGACUAUGACAGACUCGAGAGUCACCAUGGUUACAUACAGUGGUUGUUUCCUAUUCGAGAGAAUGGAAUGAACUACUAUGCUCAAGAGCUACAAGUUAAGGAAGCUGAGGCAAUUAAGAAGAACCCUGAGACUUGUGGACGAGUUUUAAAGUCCUACCAAAUGAUGCUGAACUUCUACGGGAUGAAGCUGAAGGAUGAUGAGACAGGGGAACUAGAGCGAGACAGAGACUGGCGACAGCGCUUCCACCAUCUCAACAGGUCCAUGCAUAACUAUCUGCGUAUCACCCGGAUCUUGAAGUCACUGGGAGAACUUGGCUUUGAACAUUUGAAAGCUCCCUUUGUGCGUUUCAUGCUGAAGGAAGCUCUGGAGCGGAAGACCCUGGAGAAUACAAUUGACAGUUGCUACAACUACUGGAUAGAGACCAUUAAGGACGACGAGAUCAGGGAAGAACUGCGAGACUUUGCAGAUAACAUCAUUUGCUCUGAUUCAUAAAAAACGUAUCUUGUCAUAUUUGAAAGUUAGGAGGGUUUUCACAAAUACACUCAUUUUGAAUAAAAUUGUUCUCGGAAGGGGUAGAUGAUGUUCUCCUUGUAAGAGGAGUACCCAGAAGGACAUUCAAAAAACGCCUCUGAAUACUGCUAGCAUAAUUCAACAGCUAUUCAUUGACUGGCAGAUAAGAUUCCUGAAACACACAGAGUUGCUCAUGUCAAAAGUUUUGAAAAGAUUUUUAUGAUUAUUGAAUCAAAUCAGAUCAAUUUGUACACAUUGUUAAAAAGAUCAUGUUUAUUUGCCCAACUGCUAUUUCAUUAAUUUUUUUAAUAGUUGGCAAUAUUUUAUUUUUUUUAAAUAUAUUGUUUUGAAUUUUCAUAAUCGAAAAUUGGCAGUAAAUUCUAGAUUUUCUGAAGGUGUUCAGCUUGAAAUAUCAAUGACAUAGAGGCUCAGUUUUACAAAUAUUUGAAACUUAUUCAAAAUUAUUUUGAGUCCCUUGAUUUCUAAAGUGUUCUGUGUCCGAUUAUUGGGAUGUAAACAUGAUUCCAGGUGAGAACCUGUCCACACAUAUCACAAGCAAUUUUUAAGAGAUGCUAAUUAUUCCUCCACUUUACAAACUAUGAUUAUCACUGAUUUUUUAUUUCCAUGUAGAUUGUGCUGUGUGUUACCUAUUUACCUGUACUAUUUAUCAGCUGCUUUGAAUUAAUAACUUUGUGGUUUGUGUCUAGUAAGUGACAGUUGGCAUUGAUACCUCUAAUUGUUUGGUCGGCAUUCGAGAAGUUGGUGAGUCAAGAAUGAAACAUAUCAACUUUAUGGAUGACAACUUCUUGUUUAUUGCAUAGAGCGACAUUUCAGUGUAGAUUCUCUCACCGUUUUCAAGGUAAAGCUUUUAGCUUGAUAACGAUAUAAGAAUCUACAUCAAAACAUCGCUCUAUGCAGUAAACAAGAAGUUGUCAUCCAUAGAGUUGUAUGUUUCAUUGAUUCCUCAAAUACAGAACCAAAUUCAAAUUUGAAAACACUGAAAUACUUGCACUGUUGCUGUAAGACACUACAUCUAUGUAAGUAAACCGUCCAUAUUUAAGUAGUUUCAUUGAGCGUCAUGGAUAGGCUAGCAUUACAUAUUUUUGUUGGAACCUAUUGGCAAGUUUAUAAUUGGAAUAACAGUACAUUAUUGUGAUGCAUGUGAAUUAUGAGUAAGGACUUUCUUGAAGGCACCUGAGAAUUUUGGUACUUGGGAGUUUUGUUCAAAGUAUUCCCGGAUUUUGGCAUGGAUUGUUGUUCCCCGAGUUACCUAUGCUUGGUGACAAUGGAUCACGUGGACAAGCUUCAUGACUCUAUUGAUUGUGUGUGAUCACAUCCAGUUGGCAUGGAUUGUUGUUCCCCAGCGACCUAUGCUUGGUGACAAUGGAUCACGUGGACAGGCUUCAUGACUCUAUUGAUUGUGUGUGAUCACAUCCAGUUGGCAUGGAUUGUUGUUCCCCAGCGACCUAUGCUUGGUGACAAUGGAUCACGUGGACAAGCUUCAUGACUAUUGAUUGUGUGUGAUCACAUCCAGUUGGCAUGGAUUGUUGUUCCCCAGCGACCUAUGCUUGGUGACAAUGGAUCACGUGGACAGGCUUCAUGACUAUUGAUUGUGUGUGAUCACAUCCAGUUGGCAUGGAUUGUUGUUCCCCAGCGACCUAUGCUUGGUGACAAUGGAUCACGUGGACAGGCUUCAUGACUAUUGAUUGUGUGUGAUCACAUCCAGUUGGCAUGGAUUGUUGUUCACAGUCUCAGUCACUGGAUUAUCUGGUCCAAACUAGACUACCAAAGAGCUGUAUUAUUGCUAAGAAACUUGCACACACAUACGCCCUCACACAUGCACACACAUACUCCCUAAAACACGUGCUCGCAAUGAAGAAGUUAUUCAAGAGAAUGCAGGAAAA